Molecule: messenger RNA, 1689 nt
Organism: Exophiala viscosa
Lineage: Eukaryota; Fungi; Ascomycota; Eurotiomycetes; Chaetothyriales; Herpotrichiellaceae
Exons: 1
Coding region: 1-1689 (562 amino acids)
Source: RefSeq, a predicted model, not a curated record
AUGACCCAGAGAUCCAGCCCAAGCGACCCUGCCGCGCCGAACGAUGCCAAAGCCGUUUCCUCCCGCCGCCUCAAGAAGCGAGAAAUCGACAGACGAUGCCAGCGACAGGCCCGCGAGCGGACAAAGACUCGAAUAGCCUAUCUGGAAGGUCUCGUUGAAGACUUCAGACGGAAAGAUGCCUCUGGACAGGUCGCAACCCUGAUGCAACAACUGAAAGACGUGGAGGCGGAACGAGAUAUGAUGUCCAAAACACUUAAGGAUAUUCAAAAAGCAAUGGACGUGCAUCGGCCGCCCAGAUCGAGUGAGGAAGAGCAGUCUCAAAACAUAGAUCUACUUGAAAGUCCUGGUGCCGAGCGAAAGUCGAGCAUUAUCUCCAUGGCAGAUGAUGCGCCGCUAGCAUUGAAGAUUGAAACAGGCGACGCCGAGGCAGAGAUCGCAGAUUCUUUCGACUUGUCCCACUUCACCCCCUCUCCAACACGCCAGCUUCCGCCACAAGAUAUGCUAUUUGCGCCUGAAAUCGUGCGACUGGACACGGACAGCCAACGUCCCAUGAGCCAGGCGAUUGUGCAGGCAAAGAAAAGAGAAGAAAACCCGAUGCCUUCGCGAUGGGCGAAGAACUGGGCCAACAGUCCAUCCUCCUGUUCGUGUCACAGCCAUGCUGAUCGUUUGCCCGGUCGUCGUCCAGUCUGGCAAGGAAACUACUGGCGGUAUGCGAAUGAAGUUUUAAGCGAGAGGUUUGACUGGACAGAUAAUGUGCUGCCAGAAAGCGAUGCCAUGUCGGACGACGUACCAGUCCGCGUGCUGUUGGAAGGAUGGGAUGCAGUCGAACAACGAGGCCCUCUGCACCCCUCGUGGCAGAUUCUACGACGUAUCGAUGAGACUCUUUUUGCAUCGUGUCCCCAGACCGAACGUCUGGCCAUCCUGAGGGCAAUGCAUACGCUUUUGCAGUUCCACACUGAAUCGACAAGUGAACGAUACCAGAAAUUGCCGCCAUGGUAUAUGAGGCGACCGUCGCAGACCAUCGCACACUCGUACGCUAUCGACUUCUUUGCAUGGCCGGGAAUUCGAGAGCGUUUCAUAUUCGGUGAACACAACUACUGCCAGAACGAAUUCUGGCAUCUUUUCUGCAAAAGCUUCCGUCUGUCAUGGCCAUACGAGUUCCGCGAUUGCUACACGCGCGAGGUCGAGACUGGUCUCUACCAAAUUAACACAAAUUUUGAUGAACGUUUGACAGAUAUCAAAAGCUGGACGAUGGGUCCCGACAUCUUUCAACGAUUUCCGGAAUUGUACAGCGACAUGCCUUCUUUCAACCAUAUACCACGUCCUGUUUCGGCAACUGCCUUGCAGAAGCGGAAGAUGCUCGCUGCGCCGAUCGCUGCGUCUGUCACGACAACACAAAGCACAGGUGUGCUGGAUGCAGAUGAAGACGUACCAAAGCCACUACCCCGAGCGACUCGGCCGUUGCCAUUGCACAGCAAUCAUCUUGGUGUGCAGCAGCCGGAUGCGCAAGCGUAUGCUCAGAAUAUCCCAGGCCAACAUCCCACCAACAAUCCUCACGCUUACGAUAUUUCGGAGUUCAACCAUGUAAUGGCCCUUGAUGCUUUUGCAUAUGGCGCCAUCAGCGAGACCGAUUUCGCCAACGUUUACCAACCUGAAAUGCUUGACAAUUUUCAAAACGUCAUUUUCUAG